UAUUAAGCAGUCUACAUCGACAUGAAUUACACCUGUCUCGUGCCUUUAUUCACAUUGCUAUUCGCUUUGUUUGUGUCUGGCAGUCUGAAAGCUCUUAAUCCGUAUCGUCACAGCUGGGAGCUGCUGCUGCAGGAGCCCAGCUCAGGACCCUAUACGAGAGAGGAUGCGGCUGCAGUGCAAGAACUUUGGCUAACCCAAAAUCUUGAUCACUUUGAGGCUGGCGAUAAUAGAACCUGGCAAAUGCGUUAUUUUCGCAAUGCUAAAUAUCAUAAGCCCCAGGGUCCGAUGUAUAUAUUUUUGGGCGGCGAGUGGACCAUUACGCCUGGCUUGCUCAGCACCGGUCUAACCCAUGAUAUGGCCGUGGAAAAUGCGGGCAUUUUGUUCUACACCGAGCAUCGAUACUAUGGCCAGAGCUGGCCAUUUGAAAAUAACAAUCUGACUGUGAAGAAUUUAAAGUAUUUAAACCUGCAUCAAGCCUUGGCCGAUGUCGCUCACUUCAUACGAUACCAAAAAUCGCAGUCAGCCAAUCUAACGCAUUCCAAAGUCAUCCUCAUCGGUGGCUCCUACUCUGGCAGCAUGGCAGCCUGGAUGACCCAUCUCUAUCCAGAGCUUGUCGCAGCAGUCUGGGCCUCCAGUGCUCCGCUGCUGGCCAAGGCAGAUUUCUAUGAAUACAUGCACAGGGUCGAAAACUCUUUGACUCUAAGCUAUGGCUCCAAUUGUACGCGGCGCUUAGAGCGAGGCUUUGAGCACUUGGUAAACCUCUUCAAUGAGAAUAAGGCAAGUGACUUACUCAGGAGACUGAAUGCCUGCCCAAAUUAUAAUGCCAGUGAUAGCCUCGAUCGCAUCUCCUUCUUCAGUGGCAUCAACAACUACUUUGCCUGGAUCACACAGAGUUACAGUGCCUACUUGCCACAACUUUGCGAAACGCUUCUCUCGCAGCACUCAAGCGACGCAGAGUCCUUGCUAACUUUUCUUGAGCUGCUCUACACGCUUGACCAACGCUGGAAUGCAUAUUACUGCCAGGACUUUAGCUACAAGUCAAUGCUGCAGCUGUAUAGCGAAUCCUCGGACCACAGCUCGGGCUCACGCGCCUGGUUCUAUCAGACGUGCAGCCAAUUUGGGUGGUUCACAACCACAGGCAGGAGCGCCAUUAACACCACAUCAGGCACCUCCACCUUUGGCAGCGAAGUGCCUUUGUGGUAUUUCGAGCAGCUAUGUCGUGAUGCAUUUGGGCCGGAAGUAGGUCCGGCCACACUAGCCUUGGGCAUCGCACAGAUGAAUUCUGAAUUUGGUGGACAUGACUUCGACCACAGUCUGCGGUAUCGUCAAGUGCUGUUCACUCACGGCGAACUGGAUCCAUGGCGGGUGCUGGGCUAUGAAGGGGGCUGCCAGGCGUUGGUUAUAGCAGGAUACUCCCAUGUAGAGGACCUCGCCAGCAUCAAUGUGCAGGACAGUGUGCCCAUGAAUCUGGCCAAGCUGCGUGUCAUGUCCUUUCUGCGUCGCCACACCGAAGUCAUUUAGAUGGAAUGAAACAUCUUUAUUCUUUAUUAAAUAAAUAACUUAUUCUCCACGUG
Drosophila mojavensis is the source of this 1574-nucleotide messenger RNA. Its product is annotated as putative serine protease K12H4.7. NCBI's taxonomy places the organism in Eukaryota, Metazoa, Arthropoda, Insecta, Diptera, Drosophilidae. The transcript has 7 exons. Gene Ontology annotation, biological process: proteolysis. Bases 22 to 1521 code for a protein of 499 amino acids. Gene Ontology annotation, molecular function: dipeptidyl-peptidase activity; serine-type exopeptidase activity. The record is from RefSeq and is a predicted model, not a curated record.